This is a messenger RNA of Owenia fusiformis, 1170 nucleotides long. NCBI's taxonomy places the organism in Eukaryota, Metazoa, Annelida, Polychaeta, Sabellida, Oweniidae. The record is from the annotation of a GenBank genome assembly.
GUCACUUUUAGAUAAAACGAGAAUAUCUUAUAUUUACGAAGUUCAAUUACAUAUACUAAUAUUUCACUGAUAGCUGUCUUCAUUGUGUAGGUUAUACUCCGUUCAAGUGCAAGCUAUUGUACUUUAGAAUAGAAGAUCGCCUCGACCCGCAUAUUUAUUGAAACGAAAGUACCCAGAUAGCAAACGGAUGUCAAUUACGCUACUUAUAAUCAAGGAAUCAAAUUCAAAACAAUAAAAAUGGAUACAAUGAGUCUGUGGAUGAAUUGUUUUGUCCUCACGUUUGGACUGUGUCAGCUAAACCACGUGGCUUCGCAGGGUACUACGGAUCACUUACAGGAUAUCUUUAUCGGCAGAUGCUGGAACUACCAGACAAAAAUUCGCCCGGUAGCACCAGGUCAAUAUAAGAAUUGUAGCGAACUCUGGCAAAGAUUUUCCACGGCCUUUAUGAAUAAAGAUGCGUGCAGUGUGACACAAGACGAUUACCGUAGCUAUGGAGAUAUCGCCAUGGAAGACGUACCGAAUGGCAAGAGUUUGUUUUGGGAAGGGACCUAUCAAGUGACUCACGACUAUUCAAGACGAGGUCGCCGGAAGUGGGCCCUGGGAGAUAUUUUGAUUGGCUAUUGCGUUGAUCAGCUGACAUGGUGUGGGCAGACAGCGGCACCUGGCGUGAACUACACUAGAUGUCCAGCGUAUGGAGAAUGCUCAUCGUAUGACGAUGCGUUUUGGGGAAUGGCUGCGACAAAGUAUGCCAUUGCUGCAUCAGGUGAGGCCACUACAAUCAUGAACGGUUCACGCACUGAUGGUAGACCCGCCUACGAAAGAGAAAGCUAUUUUGCAAAGUUCGAACUGCCGAAUCUAGAUCCAUCGAAAGUGACAAAGUUUCAAGUUGUAGUUCUACAUGACGUUGGAAAAAUUGUAAGGGAAAGCUGCAAUAACGGAUCAUUGGUUCAACUUAAAGAAGAUAUCUUGAAGCGGGGCUUUGAAUGGCACUGUACGGAUGAUCCCGAGGAGAUGGUACAUAUUCUAUGCGUGGACAACGUAGCAUCUCCGGAGUGUACGUUAGCCAGGCGCAGCAGCCCUUCAAACAACGGACCGCAUGUACAUGAUAUUGGACAAUUUAAACAAUUAUUUCUAGCAACUUUAAUGAUUAUUAGUAUAUAUUUAUUAUAA